Messenger RNA from Rhizophagus irregularis DAOM 181602=DAOM 197198, 591 nucleotides. RefSeq lists its product as uncharacterized. Lineage: Eukaryota; Fungi; Glomeromycota; Glomeromycetes; Glomerales; Glomeraceae. The record is from RefSeq and is a predicted model, not a curated record.
AUGUAUGGAAAAACAUCUACUAGUCCACCCUUUUCCAAUCAUUACGCGAAAAUCGAUUCAAUUUUGAAUGUUCCUCAAACAUACGACAAUGGUGAUAGACCUCAAUCUGAUGAUUGUAGGGAAUCUGCCAUCAUUCAUAAUUCUCAAACGCAUGAUGGAAGAACAUCUUCUAGCCCACCCUUCUCCAAUCAUUACGCAAAAAUCACAUCGAUUUUAAAUGAUUCCCAAACAUACGAUAACGGUGAUGGACCUCAGACUCACGGUGGAGGGGCAUUCGUUACCUUCCCUAAUCCUCAAGCACAUGAUGAAAGAACAUCCACUAUCAUCUUUAAUCCCCAAACAUACGGUGGGAGGGUAUCUUCUAGUCCCAUCCUCUUGCGUUACUCAUUUAAUUAUUAUGCAAAAAUCCCAUCGAUUUUGAGUGGUCCUCAAACUCUUCCAUCGUUCCCGUGGUUCUUAAAUAAUCCUAAUGAAACUAAUGAUGUUUCUCUUUCACCUAUUUACAAUAAUUUAACACAUCAACAAAUUCAUUUACGUACUCUUGAACCCGAUCAUAAACCGGAUGAUCCAAAAUUAUCGUUUCGGUUAUAA